GCCGCGAGUAAGUCAGAGGAAGGAGGCUUGGGAGGGAGGAGGUCUCAGCUGCAGCCAUGCUGAAUCACUGUUGCUGAUCAGAAACCCUCGCGGCGCUGCUGGGAGAACCCGGAGAGCAGCGCUAGUUCCCCGGGUGCAUGCACAGUUUGGUGGCUACUGACCCUGCCGGGCCUCCCGCAAUGGAGGGCGAAAGUGUCAAGCCAAGCCCUCCUCCACCCACGGUGCAGGCCGAGGAAGCCGAGAAGAACCAGAAGACCGUCACGGUCAACCCUGCGCACAUGGGGAAGGCCUUCAAGGUUAUGAAUGAGCUCCGAAGUAAGCGGCUGCUGUGUGACGUGAUGAUUGUGGCAGAAGAUGUGGAGGUAGAAGCCCACCGUGUGGUCCUGGCGGCCUGCAGCCCUUACUUCUGUGCCAUGUUCACAGGUGACAUGUCUGAGAGUAAAGCCAAGAAGAUUGAAAUCAAGGACGUGGAUGGGCAGACGGUCAGGAAGCUGAUUGACUACAUCUACACUGCAGAGAUCGAGGUGACGGAAGAGAACGUGCAGGUCCUGCUUCCAGCAGCCAGCUUGCUGCAGCUCAUGGACGUUCGGCAGAACUGCUGUGACUUUCUGCAGUCUCAGCUGCAUCCCACCAAUUGCCUGGGCAUCCGCGCGUUCGCAGAUGUGCAUACCUGCACGGACCUCCUGCAGCAGGCUAACGCCUAUGCAGAGCAGCACUUCCCGGAGGUGAUGCUGGGAGAAGAGUUUCUGAGCCUGAGUCUGGACCAGGUGUGCAGCUUGAUAUCCAGUGACAAGCUGACCGUCUCCUCCGAAGAGAAGGUGUUUGAAGCUGUGAUUUCAUGGAUCAAUUAUGAGAAGGAGACUCGCUUAGACCAUAUGGCGAAGCUGAUGGAGCAUGUCCGGCUCCCUCUCCUACCAAGGGAUUAUCUAGUCCAGACAGUUGAGGAAGAGGCUUUGAUAAAGAAUAACAACACCUGUAAGGACUUCCUCAUUGAGGCUAUGAAGUACCACCUACUGCCCCUUGACCAGAGGCUCUUGAUCAAGAACCCCAGGACCAAGCCCCGGACUCCAGUCAGCCUGCCCAAGGUCAUGAUUGUGGUUGGUGGCCAGGCUCCUAAGGCGAUCCGCAGUGUGGAGUGCUAUGAUUUUGAGGAGGGCCGCUGGGACCAGAUAGCUGAGCUUCCCUCCAGGAGGUGCCGAGCAGGUGUGGUGUUCAUGGCUGGCCAUGUGUAUGCCGUGGGUGGGUUUAACGGUUCUCUGCGGGUGCGGACAGUGGACGUGUAUGACAGCGUGAAGGACCAGUGGACAUCCAUUGCCAGCAUGCAGGAGCGCCGGAGCACGCUGGGUGCGGCCGUGCUCAAUGACCUUCUCUACGCAGUUGGGGGCUUUGAUGGCAGUACCGGCCUGGCAUCGGUAGAAGCCUACAGCUACAAGACCAAUGAGUGGUUCUUCGUGGCUCCCAUGAACACUCGGCGGAGCAGUGUGGGUGUGGGUGUCGUGGAGGGGAAGCUGUAUGCCGUCGGGGGUUAUGAUGGCGCUUCCAGGCAGUGCCUGAGCACUGUGGAGCAGUACAACCCGGCCACCAAUGAGUGGACAUACGUGGCAGACAUGAGCACCCGACGCAGUGGCGCUGGGGUUGGGGUGCUCAGCGGACAGCUGUAUGCCACUGGGGGGCAUGACGGACCCUUGGUGAGGAAGAGUGUUGAGGUUUACGAUCCUGGGACCAACACCUGGAAGCAGGUGGCAGACAUGAACAUGUGCCGACGUAAUGCAGGGGUCUGUGCGGUGAAUGGGUUCCUGUAUGUGGUCGGAGGGGAUGAUGGAUCCUGCAACCUGGCGUCAGUAGAGUACUACAACCCGGUCACUGACAAGUGGACGCUGCUGCCAACCAACAUGAGCACUGGGAGGAGCUAUGCAGGUGUUGCUGUGAUUCACAAAUCCUUGUGACCCGAACUCCCUGCCUGUGACUCACUCAGCAGGGAGCAGCUGGACCAUGACAACUGAUGAGAUUGACUGGGAGGCUCUGCAGUGGUUUGACAACCACCCGAGUUGUCUUGGCAGGCCAGCCUCAACCCUCUCGGUGUGGACAUUGAUGACCCACCUUCUGCUCCCAGGUGCUUUGGUUUCUGCUCUAACAGUUGGGUUCCUGACAGCCCCAGCAGCACCCUUGGGAGUGUGUGUGUGUGUGUGUGUGUGUAUGAGUGUGUGCAUGUGUGUAAAACAUUUCAUUCAGUGGGGCCUGGGGCUGUGUAAGCAUCUACUAGAUUUCAUUACUACUGAUAUUUUUACUGUGCUAAACUCCUACACACAUCUUCUGGACUUGUCCUGUGGACAUACUAGACUACUAAAGAUGCUGUCUUCUGGAGGUCCAGGCAGAACUAGCCAAAAGCACACUCCACCAUGUCUGGGACCAUGACUUGACUACUGUAGCCAUGUGGAAUUUGGAGGUUUCUUCAGAGCUGCUCUAUAGCCUCCAUGUACCUCCAGGGUACCUGUGCCAUUGCCUCUUCCUUGGCUGCUUUCUAGGAGGUGGAUGAGAACUGUUUUGUCUUCACAUCUUGGCCUCUAGUCUUUGAUGUCAUGGAUUGAAGGUUUGGAAGAUUUUGUGUCUUUUCAGCAGGGAAAACAAACUCAUCAGAUAAUUGCUAGGUCAAACACUGGAGAGACAUAGACAGGAAAAGCAAGCAAGGAAGCAAGCUAUCAAGCAAAUGAGCAAGUAAGCAAGCAAGAGGGCAAACAGUCGAUCAAGUGAGCAAGCAAGUGAGCAAGCGAGGAAGUGCUCAAGCAAGCAAGUGCUCAAGCAAGCAAGCAAGUCAUCAAGCAAGCUAGAUAGCAAGCAAGCAUUUAUGCAAGCAAGCACUCAAGCAUGCACACACUGCAAGCAAGUGAGCUAGCAAGCAAGCAAGCUAGCUAGCAAGUGCUCAUGCAAGCAAGCUAGCAAGCAAGCUAUCAAGAAAGCAAAUGAGUGAGUAAGCAAAUGAUCAAGUAAGCAAGCAAGCAUGCGAGGUAGCAAGCAAUUGAGCAAGCAAGCAAGCUAUUGAGCAAGCAAGCAGACAGACACUAAAACCAAAGUGGUAUGGAUGUUCUUUCCACCCACAGUGAUCUCAGAGAGGUACCCUGCCUUUGACUGUUCUCAGGGCACCUACCCUAUUUAUUAUGCUUUUUUAUAUAGGCUUACUUAUUCAUGGUAUCAGCACUCAUGUGGAGGAUGAGUAAAAGGUCACCCGGCCACUAAACCCAGAGAUAGGUUUGUCCCUGGGUUAGGAGGGGCCAUGCAUAACUCAGAGGGACAUGAAUGACUUCUAAGAAAUAUACUAGCUGGAUCUGGCCAUUUGUGAUGAUGGUCAGGGCUACCCAUAUCGUUAUCUUCCCUUUCUCAUGAUUCCCUCCUCUUUCAGGGUCCUCAUCCUUUCCCCGGCCUCCAAAACACCCCAUUUUCCUUUCCUUUUGGGGAGGAGAUAGUAGUGCGCCCUUCCUCAAAGACACCUGUAUUUUAAAAAAUGAAAGCAACGUUUUGCUCAGCCACAGAUCCAAAUUAUUAAGAAUGUAACUUCAGGUACCUGGCGUGGCAUUUGGAGGUUCGUGAAAGCACACACAUUAAGGGGCGGGGGUCGGAUGUUUGCUGCACAAGCAUGGAUUUGAUUUCUAGCACUGAUGUAAACAAACAAACAAACAAAACCAAAACCUCUCUGGGUAGAGCAGUUCGCAUCUGCUAUGUUAAAGCUGGGAAGGCUGAGGUUGGCAGAAACCUGAGCCUUUGGGGGGACAACCAGCCUAGGCUACCCAGCGGUCUCAGGCCUCAGGCAGAGACUCAUAAAACAUGAGUCAGCAAAAAUGCUGGCUCCUGAGGACCAACGUUAAAGGUUGACCUCUGGUCUUUGUACAAACAAAGAGCUUCAAAGCCGAACUCUUCCUAAGCAAGGAAAUUGCUUGUACUGGCAUUUCUGCUGCAGGGGGGUGGGGUGGGGACUUUGUGCCCGGAGAACAGUCUCACACCCAGGGGUUGGAGUCCAUCCACCCCCAACUCCCAUCCCCGCAUCAGAGGCCACAUAGAAGAGACCAAGGAACUUCAUAAAACCCUGACACAGAUAGCUUCUUGGAAGUACAUUGUGUAGGAGGUUGGCACGCCCUGCCCUCUGCAUUUGGAAACCCAGCUUCUCCCCAGCUAGGCAGUAUUUCCUGAGUGAUUCAAGCACCCUCUUCCACGAGGGCAAAUCUUCUGUAAUGUCAAGCAGAAUUAGGAACCGCCACAUCCAGAUAGCUCACAGUCAUCGGAAGAAGCUAGAGUACCAGGUUUGGGGGACCCAGAGGGAUGCAAGCGUUUUCUCAGCAGGUGCUCUGGCUCCAGCUGUGAGUGGGGAGAGCGCUUGUGCCAGGAAGUGUGCAGAAUGCAUUCCUAAUGCCCUGCCCCCAUUUCCAGGCAAAUCUGGGGACUUGUUUGAGGUAGAGAGAGGUAAAGAUAAGUUUGGGGAUCAGAGUCUAGUGAGCUGUUUGCACAAGCACUCUAUUUUGGGUGAAAAGUAACCCCACCGCCUCCCCCACUCCCACCCAAGAACCUAGACUUUUCUAUGUAGGGGUCACGAUGAGUCUUCCUUUGCAUCCUCUUCCCGGAGAGAAGCCCUCCUUCCGUGGAGGCCGGCCAGCCACGGUUUUCGCUGGAGCUUUUGCUGUUGGCUGCACCUCAUGUCUCCCUCCUUGUGAAGCACCGCUUCGGCGGGUGGAACCGCUGAGGGUCCACUCAUUCCACCCCUGUGCGUCCUGUCUCACGGGGCCUAGAACACUGGUACGUCACCACCAAAAAGCCAAUCUGCCCUAGCUGCCCACAGAUGCCACCCCGGGACCUGUGCUGCUCCAUUCUCAGGUAGAAGUCUCCCCAUGGUGGAUACCUCAGACCUGCUUUCAAGGCUGUGCUAGUCACGCAGUGGGUGGUGACCCCACCCCCGCCCGUCACAGCGGCCACCCCUGCUAGUGAAUACAGCCCUGUCAGGGGCACAUCUGAAAUCCGACUGCAGUGGCUACCCAAGGUUAGAAGCAGCUUCGACACCACUUGGAUGCUGAUUCGGACAACGUAGAAGUCAGCUUCUGAAUUCCAAAGUUAUUUCUCCUAAGUACCCAACAGCAUCUCCAUCUUAAAAAACAAAACAAAACAUGGCAGUAUUAUGCAAAUGAAGUGACCUCAUUUUUUUCUGCUAUGCAAUAAGAAUUCUGAAUUGUAUCUCAUGACAAGCCAGUUGCAAUAUCCCCUCAGCUGCUUUCUUUCUUUUUUUUUUGAGCUGUCCUACUUUGAUAUCUGUUGUGUAACGUUUGUAUAUUUCUGAGCUAGAUUCUUUCAAAGAUUACCUUUUUGUAAAAUUGAAGCUGUAGCUUUCAGGCUAAAGUUUUAAUGUAGAUAUUUUUAUAGAUAAUUUUUCACGACGUUUGAAUCACUUUCUAUUGUCCAUGAUGAUGAAAUGCUGUCGUGUGUGUCGUUCACCCUGACAGAGCCGCACACCUGUUGCUGUGCUGUUUUUCGUUUCUCACCUGUGUUAGACCCUUCUGAGCUCCAGGCCCUCGGCCUUCUAAGGAGAGUGAUGAAUUCCAAGCACAGUCCCUGGGUUUUGUCUCUUAGUCACUAAGGACUAAUGUUAAGACUCGACUCAGCCCUUACCCAUGUCUAUCUCUCAUGGCUUUGUGUUUAUGAGUCUGUUCUCUGCAGGGCUGGGGUUGGGCCAGUCAUGUGGUAGUGGCUCUCACUGCUCUGGCAAUGAGCUUGCCCCUAGCCCACACUCCCUAGGUUGCCUGGGCCCUGCAGACCUUGUUCAUUCUCUACUGUCUCCUUUCUUUUAGAGGUUCCUGGCACUCAAGGCCUCUGAGGCUGGGCCAUGUCUCUUUGGGAAGCUUGCAUUCCAUGUACUUUGGAAGAGGGGUCCACUGUGGUCCCUCGAAGAGUGUGUUUAGCAGGCACUCACACAUUUUUUUUUUCUUGAGCUGCCUCCACUCUGGUUUGUGUAGGUAUCUGUCUGCCACUGGCCUCGUUUCUCUUUUUAAACCUUAAUUUAUUAUUUUUGGGACAGGCGCCAUUUAAGUCGCCUCCAUGCUUCUUCCUGUUUGACCUGGCAGGAUCAAGCUGGGAGGCUUGAUGAACAAACUCCUUCGGCUGGACAGAGUAUGCAAGGCUUUGAUGCGUAGAAGCACAGGGGUCAGAAUGUUGUGUUGUAUUUUGUGUUUUUGUUUUUUUGUAUGUGUGCGUUUGCAUGUUUGCACUACUUAGGCCCCUCAUGUUCAGCUGCACUGUUUAUCUACUGAGCAAGCAGGAAAUCCAGCAGCACUUCCAGGAGAGGCCUUUCCAUAUGGGUAACCCAGCCUUAGAGGCCUCAUGCAGCAUUUACUGUGGGACUCAGACAGUCCUGGGUGUGGCGGCAGCCCAGGCAGGAAUGCAUGGGGCUGUGGCGUUUGCAGGAAUAAAUCGCUCCUGUGCUGUUCUUGCCUUUGGUUAUAAGAUUGUAAAUUAUUCCCCUCCCCUUUUUGGUGGUAAUAAAG
This is a messenger RNA of Psammomys obesus (fat sand rat), 6518 nucleotides long. RefSeq names its product kelch like family member 3 (gene Klhl3). The transcript has 15 exons. The record is from RefSeq and is a predicted model, not a curated record. Gene Ontology annotation, biological process: monoatomic ion homeostasis; renal sodium ion absorption; protein K48-linked ubiquitination. Gene Ontology annotation, cellular component: cytosol. Lineage: Eukaryota; Metazoa; Chordata; Mammalia; Rodentia; Muridae. The coding region runs from base 138 to 1946 and encodes 602 amino acids. Gene Ontology annotation, molecular function: protein binding.